Molecule: messenger RNA, 1295 nt
Organism: Xylona heveae TC161
Lineage: Eukaryota; Fungi; Ascomycota; Xylonomycetes; Xylonales; Xylonaceae
Product: cut9 interacting protein-like protein Scn1
Exons: 1
Coding region: 23-1267 (414 amino acids)
Molecular function (GO): hydrolase activity, acting on ester bonds
Source: RefSeq, a predicted model, not a curated record
GACGCACAAGGAACUUGUCACUAUGACAGAAAACAGCAGCAAUGGCGAUAAAACAUCAUUUCCAUGGCAUAUCGGUGUCUACGAUGCCCACUGUCACCCGACAGACACCGUGGCUAAUCUCGAAUCCAUGCCGCGCAUGAAAGCCGCCGGCCUAACUGUCAUGGCCACCCGAGGGCAGGACCAGCAUUUGGUCGCUGAAGCCGCAGACACGUAUGGCUUUGUCAGCAUAAAGGAAGCACAUGCAAGAGCUUCAGACCGAAUAAGCAGCGGUGCUCAACAGCAACAUUGCAUCGUUCCCAGCUUCGGAUGGCACCCGUGGUUCUCUCACCAGCUCUACGACGACUCUGAUCCCAACCUGUCCGCUUCAGACAACAACAAAACCUUGUCUAUCGAAGCCAAAACGGCACAUUACCAAAAUGUCCUUUCUCCCCGUUCCGAAGACCACGACUUUCUGCACUCACUUCCCGACCCUCUCCCGCUCUCUCAAUUCCUCGACCAAACGCGAGAUCUUCUUCGAGAAUACCCUCUCGCACUUGUUGGUGAAGUCGGCAUUGACAAAUCCUUUCGUAUACCCGAGGCCUGGCUUCCCAGUCAAUCGGAAGAACGUGAUUCAUCAUUAACCCCUGGCGGACGGGAAGGGCGCCGGUUGUCUCCAUACCGCGUCAGCGUCGAGCAUCAGCGGAAAAUACUCAAAGCGCAGCUACAUCUCGCGGGCGAAAUGCAGCGCGCCGUAUCAAUUCACGGUGUUCAGGCACAUGGAGUGUUAUUCGAGGUCUUGCAAGAAACGUGGAAAGGGCACGAAAAGGAAGUAAUUAGCAAGUCGCAGCGGAAAAGACAAGGAAAGGACAUCGGCGGCGAAGCCGCUUAUACAUCUGAUAGCGAGAAUGGCAAGAACGGAAAACAUGGCGGGGAAUCGAAAACGCCAAAGCCAUAUCCGCCUCGUGUCUGUCUACAUUCAUAUUCUGGUCCUCCUGAGGCAUUAAAGCAAUACUAUCACCCAUCUAUCCCGACAGAAAUCUUCUUCUCAUUCUCCUCCGUUAUCAACAUGUCUACUUCCGCAGCAAAGAAAGCGCAGGAUGUUAUUCGCGCGGUGCCUGAUGACCGGUUACUGGUGGAAAGUGACCUGCAUGAAGCGGGUGAUAGAAUGGAUGGAUACCUAGAAGAGAUGACGCGGUUGAUAUGUGAUAUUAAAGGUUGGGAAUUGGAGGACGGGGUCAAGUGCUUAAAGGAGAAUUGGAUGCGCUUUGCAUUUGGCGAUGCAGCGUAAUUUAUGAUCAGGGUAUGAUCCCAAGGAC